Austrofundulus limnaeus is the source of this 2684-nucleotide messenger RNA. RefSeq names its product DMRT-like family A2 (gene dmrta2). The coding region runs from base 641 to 1996 and encodes 451 amino acids. Gene Ontology annotation, cellular component: nucleus. NCBI's taxonomy places the organism in Eukaryota, Metazoa, Chordata, Actinopteri, Cyprinodontiformes, Rivulidae. Gene Ontology annotation, biological process: germ cell development; regulation of transcription by RNA polymerase II; sex differentiation. The transcript has 2 exons. The record is from RefSeq and is a predicted model, not a curated record. Gene Ontology annotation, molecular function: protein binding; RNA polymerase II cis-regulatory region sequence-specific DNA binding; DNA-binding transcription factor activity, RNA polymerase II-specific.
CCACAGUUAAUAAGGAAAAAAAAGGCUUUCGGGAAAAAAUCUAUAAAAUAAAUUUUUGAAAAUAUAAACGUUCAUCGAUUGGAGCUUUCCGGGAACUCCCUUCAGAUUCUUAACACUUGAUAUUUAAAAAAAAGAAAAAGAAAAAAAAAAAGAAGAACUCAGGUGGACACAGUUAGAAAGAAAAAAAAAACAGAGGCAAGCCAAUCAGAUCGCUCCUUCUCCCCUCGGCCAAUGGCAGGCGCCACAUUGUUGUCAAAUUUGUCUAAUGAAAACGUAGGAGCAACAAUAGAGAGAGGAGAGAGGGUCUGUAUCCACUCCCAAUCUCUGGAGGAAGUUAGUGUCUCAACCCUUCAACUCCUGGACACAUUGAACUUUACAGGAUCUUCUUCUUCCGCCUCGGACUCUUUUCAAACCUAAACUCCUCUUAUUUUUUUUUAUUUUUUACCCAAUUACUUAGAAAGUUUCUAUUUGAGUUUCGAUCAUUAUUUAAAAUCUGUAAGAAUCUGCUGACUUCACCUGUUGCGCGUAAAAUGUUUGAAAGUGCGCAGCAGAUGUGAUCAGCUCCAAUUCACUCAAAUUUAAUCGUAAAAAAAAAGGUCGUCUUGUUAAACGUUUCGCUGCAGCGGUGAGGAAGCGGCCGAUGGAUCUGCGACCGGAGCUCCCCUCAGCCUCCUCGGCCUCUCAGGUCCACCCGGGAGCGGCGGCCGCGGCGGCGGCGGCAGCCUCCAUCCCGGUGUCCAUGGCCGGGAACCUGCUGCGCGGGCCCCCGCUCCUUCUGCGCGCCGCGGACAAGUACCCGCGCACGCCCAAGUGCGCGCGCUGCCGGAACCACGGCGUGGUGUCCGCGCUCAAGGGCCACAAGCGCUACUGCCGCUGGAAGGACUGCAUGUGCGCCAAGUGCACGCUGAUCGCCGAGCGCCAGCGCGUCAUGGCCGCGCAGGUGGCGCUGCGGCGGCAGCAGGCGCAGGAGGAGAACGAAGCCCGCGAGCUGCAGCUGCUCUACGGCACCGCCGAGGGGCUGGCCCUGGCCGCCGCCAACGGCAUCAUCCCGCCGCGGCCCAACUACGAGGUGUUCGGGUCCGUCAGCAGCGAGAGCAACUCAGAUUCUAGUAUCCAGAAGUUUGAGCUGUUCCCAAAGACCCAGCUGUCCGGGUCCAGCACCCCGCAGAAGUCUGCGGGCAAACCGGCCUCCACCGAGGGCGACUCGGCCCCGGGCGUCUCCUCCCCCGACGGGCGGCACGGAGGAGGCUCCGGCUCGGAGAACGGAGACAGCGAGUCCUUCAUCAGCUCACCGGUGUCCAAGCCUCUGAAAGACGGGGAGGAGACCCCCGGCUCCGUCAGCUCCCUGGGCUCGGAUUCGGGCUCCGAGACCGACAAGGACGAGCAGGAGCCCUCCCCUUCCUCCGCGGCCUCGCGCCACAUGAACGCCAUCGACAUCCUGACCCGAGUGUUCCCCAGCCACAAGCGCAGCGUCCUGGAGCUCGUGCUGCAGGGCUGCGGCAAAGACGUGGUGCAGGCCAUCGAGCAGAUCCUCAACAACAGCGGCGCGCAGACCCCCAACAAGGCCGGCCCCGCAGAGGAGCCGUGGACGGCGGAGAGGAUGCUCCAGAGCGCGCAGCAGGCGUCGCCGGCGUCCGCCACCGCGGCCGCCCCGACCAGGCCGAUGCUCCCGGGCGCCAUGACGCUCAGCAACCGCUCCGCCUUCUCCCCGCUGCAGCCAAACGCCCCGCACUUCGGCGCGGACCCGGGCACCUAUCCUCUGGGCACCCACCUGGGACUGAACCCUCUGCGGCUGGCCUACUCUGCGCACAGCCGGGGACUGGCCUUCAUGGCGCCCUAUUCCACCACCGGGCUCAUGCCCACCCUGGGCUUCAGACCCCCCAUGGACUACGCGUUCAGCGACCUGAUCAGGGACAGGACGAUGUUACACAAGGAGCAGAGUUACAGCAGCAGCCUGUACGGGCCUCUAGUCAACAACACACCGGACAAACCGUGAGCCUGCAGCGGACCGAACACAGACGCGCUCCAAGUGUUGCUGACCUGUCAUGUGCUCUGGCUGCACCUCUGCUGUACAUAUUAGGAUUAUCUGGCUUGUAGUCAAAAAGUCUGAUUUUUUUUGUUUGGGGGGGGGGGGGGGGACUAAACGGAAUUAUGUGUGACUUUAAAAUUAAUUUUAUAUGUUAGACUGUAAAGGUUUGAGCGACUUUCCCCCACUUUUGUUUCUCAUCUUGCCACCAAUGAAUUAGGCUCCAAAUUAAACCAAAAAUAACAAUUCAGCUCAGCACAAAUGCAUCUUUUAUGAUAAAAUAUGCAAAAAUAAUUGUUUGAACUUAAAUGGAUUCUUAUUAAUAAAACUGAAGAUGGUGGUCAAAGAUGAGGAACUGAAGCAAACAUUAAGUUAUUGCAAAUGACUUCCCGCUGUAAAACUAAUAAUGUGUAAAUGCCAAUCGUUGUUUUUAUCAUUUCAGUAAUCUCUUUUUUUUUCUUUUUUUUUUAGUUUGUUUCCAACUGUCUGCAUUGUAUUAUAUCACAUUUUUGGUCAUAUGAAAUGCUAUAUUUGACUUUUUGGUUAGUCAGAUCAUAUUCAGUGAUGGACAAAGUCAGUUCCUCUUCUAAUGUUGCAAGAUGUGCUGUCAUGUUGUAUGAAUAUACUGGAAAUAAAUGUUAUUUAAAAAAUGAGCAAA